Messenger RNA from Betta splendens (Siamese fighting fish), 4450 nucleotides. It is a transcript of the gene kcnk3b, whose product is annotated as potassium channel, subfamily K, member 3b. The record is from RefSeq and is a predicted model, not a curated record. Bases 392 to 1564 code for a protein of 390 amino acids. Gene Ontology annotation, molecular function: potassium ion leak channel activity; open rectifier potassium channel activity. NCBI's taxonomy places the organism in Eukaryota, Metazoa, Chordata, Actinopteri, Anabantiformes, Osphronemidae. The transcript has 2 exons. Gene Ontology annotation, cellular component: membrane. Gene Ontology annotation, biological process: stabilization of membrane potential; potassium ion transmembrane transport.
UUUAAAUAGGCCUGUGUAAAUAUUGUAUCUGCGAACGAACACAUGAAUCAUACACCAAGUACUAUUUAAGCGCGUUGCCGCCUGACGGAGGAUUUCAACUUCGGCACAAAACACAACGCGUGCGUAAAAACUUGGAAAGAGGAAACGGAGCGCGGCUUCGGCUGCUCCUCGGUUCCGACAGUUUGUGGGAUUGCCCUGCGUUUCUUUUCUGCACGAUCUAAAUAUAAGUCGGUGACAAAUAUUCCAAAUACAGUAGCAACCCAACUGUGAUGUGGGGGUGGUGCCGAGAGAACGGCGUCGUCUCCAAAGUCCCCUCUGUUGGAUCCGGAGCGCGCGGGAGAAGGUCGCAGAGUCUCAUCUCCACCUGCGCGAGGCUUUUUCCUCUUUGAUCAUGAAGAGACAGAACGCCCGGACCCUCGCGCUCAUCGUCAGCAUCCUCACCUACCUGGUGGUCGGAGCGGCCGUGUUCGAGACCCUGGAGUCGAAGCAGGAGAAAAGUCACAAGAGGAAGCUCGACGCCAGAAAGUACGAGCUCCUGCGCAAAUACAACUUGACCAAAGAGAACUUCGAGGAGCUGGAGUACGUGGUUUUGCAGCUCAAGCCGCACAAAGCCGGGGUCCAGUGGAAAUUCUCGGGCUCCUUUUACUUCGCCAUCACUGUGAUCACGACCAUAGGUUACGGGCACGCGGCGCCCAGCACCGACUCAGGGAAAGUGUUCUGCAUGUUCUACGCCCUCCUGGGGAUUCCUCUCACCCUGGUCAUGUUCCAGAGCCUGGGCGAGCGCAUCAACACGCUCGUCAGGUACCUGCUUCAUCAAGCCAAGAGGUGCCUGGGGAUGCGUCGGGCCGAGGUCUCCAUGGCCAACAUGGUGACGGUGGGCUUCUUCUCCUGCAUGAGCACCCUGUGCGUGGGGGCCGCCGCGUUCUCCUACAGCGAGGGCUGGAGCUUCCUCCACGCCUUCUACUACUGCUUCAUCACCCUCACCACCAUCGGCUUCGGGGACUACGUGGCGCUGCAGAAGGACGACGCGCUGCAGAACGACCCGCGCUACGUGGCCUUCUGCUUCGUGUACAUCCUCAUGGGCCUGACGGUGAUCGGAGCCUUCCUGAACCUGGUGGUGCUUCGCUUCCUGACCAUGAACACGGAGGACGAGUGGAGGGACGCCAAGCAGAAGGCCCUGAUGGCCGUUAAUAAGCCCAGGGGAGAGGGGGCUCGUUUAAUCCCCAUCUCGGCCUCCACCGCCUCCACACCUGUAGCAGACGGCGCCGCCAAGUCCAAAGACUUAAAAGGCGUCUACACUGAGGUGCUGCAUUUCCAGACUAUCUGUUCUUGCCUGUGGUACAGGAGCAGCGAGAAGCUGCAGGCCUCCACCACCACCAUCCCUCAGGAGCUCGCGCUCUCCGAUGCCUACUUGCAGCAGAACAGUAACUGUCCUCACUACAUGGAGCCCGGAUCAACAGGCUGCGUGUGCAGUCCACGUCAGUGCACGAGCAUCAGCUCCAUAACAACGGGCCUACACAUUCUGUCUCCGUUCAGGGUGUUUAAAAGGCGCAGCUCCGUGUAGCAGAGCGCCCGUGCUGCCAGGAGGCCGGCAGGCGGCAAGAAGAUGUCUGUGGUGCUAUGAUCCCCGCGAAGCAACGGGGACGCAACAGGAAAGCACACGGAGAGCUGCGAUGGAACAGGAGCAGAGCAGCACCGAGCGCCGCACCCAGAAGCGUGUGGGCUGAACGCAGGCGUGAAGGGAGUCCGCGUCACGUGUCGGUCAGUGAACACAACGGGUCCGGGAAGAAGAGCAGGUGCUGCCGGGUCCCGUCUGGUUAAUGGCACAAUAAAACAGCUGAGCUGAAUCACGUCCUGCUCAAACAGCUCUGCAGCUCGUCUCACGGUGCGUUGUUAAUAACCUCAAAGGUGCUGAUUCAACUCAGGGUCUAGUUUUUAAAAGCCGUAGUUGGUGUUGAUGCUUGUGCGUCGCUUUCAUGAUUUUGCCCUCAUAGUAUUAGUGACUAACGCAGCAGCACUUAAACAAGUCGUGACUGUCAGAGCUACAAAAGCUGAUGUGACUCAUGUGCAGAGUUUAGUGCUCGCUGCCCAAACGACUGCACCAGCCGCACAAACGGCUGAAUUACAUAACAUCACAUCCACAUAAGUGGAAACGCUCAAAGAACCACGGUAACAUCUCCCAAACUCAGAACCUGCAUAAAACAACCAGCGCUAAGCCUCCACACGCGGCCGAGCGUCAGCGACCUGGCAGCUACGUCUGAACCGCCACCGACUGGGCCUGAUACACGGUGAAGUACUGUCAGCGGUUCUGGGAGGUACAUCGCUUUACCUGCAACUACCCUGAUAAUGUCUGGUCAGUAAACGAUUUAGGGAAUAUACUGAAUGAACAUUAGAUGACAACGUUAGCUACAGCACGGACGUUAGCGUAGUUUAGCUUAGCUUGGCACAAAAGCUGGAAACAUUUUUUAAUUUAGACUAAACUUCAAAAUCAUUUGACAAACACACAUAGGACUAGCUUCCCGGUUGCUGGUUCCCCCUCUGCUUCCUGGGUCAUUAUGUUAUGAUAAGCUAUUGGCUCUCGCUGCUUCGUGCUGUUCCAGUAUUUAUGCUAGAAAACUGUCUACUGCCUUAUAACUUCACUAAAAAUUCACUGAGUAAUAAAAUACGAAGUAAAAAAGACAUAUCGUGACUCAGCAGUGGUAUGGACGACCUCAUCCUACUAACAAUGAAUGAAAAGCUUUUGUCAUUAAUAUUUCUUGACCAGGAAGCAGAGUCAUCUCUGUCCACUUAGCUUCUACUCUGUCAAAUUAAACAUCCAAUAUUCCGAUAUGUAGCUUGCAGAGCAAUCUAAGUCACAUCUGGCUCAAACAGUGGAUGCUAACUAUUUUUAGUAGCAGUCUGUUGUGGCAGAUGGGAGCGGGUUUUCUGUGUUUGGACAACGGAUAAUGCUAGUUGUCACUCACAGGCAAUUAUGCAACAAUAGGCCGCGAGUGUUCCACUGAUGGGAAAGGCGAAAUCCACCCUCAGAGGCUCCUUAUGCUUCUGCUUCUACUUCAGACUUUAGUACUUUCUGUGCCAUGAUGUCACGUGAAGCUACAACAGGAAUCUGAUCCCUUGAAUGGACGUUUCAUACGACCUCACCUGAAUGACUGAGACUCGUCACCGACGUCUUGUUUCCUUCACACUUAAUUUAAACACCUUGUGUGUCAGGGGGAGAUUCUGAUUCUUCAUAUGUGAAGGUGGGUUUGUCUCCUUCUGUCCAGCCAAAGCGAACUGAUCUCUGGUGUCUGUGGAAAAACCUGAUGGCUGUCAUGGGAACGUACCUGCUGCCGUGGACUGAACCUGAUGGAGGUCUUAAGCUCUGUUGCACCAGUGAAACUGGCGAAGCUGGAAAGAAUCGUCAUCAUGCUUUUCUGCUCAAGUGACUUUAACCAUAAGCGACCUGGAAAACAACAGCCUAUUUUAUGCAGGUGCUGUAUGAGGACUAAACCAUGUUAAACCAUGUUGGAUGAUGGGUUGGAUGACUAGUACUUGAAAACUCAAAAAGUACUUGAAAAAACUUUUUAGUGCCAGGAGAUGAAUGUACAAAUUAUUAGUUUGUCUCACAUCACAUCGUCCAUAAUGUUGUUGGACCAUUAUACACUCUGGAAAAUAUUCUCUACAAGCACUUGUUUGUAGUCGAGUUUUGUUCUUUUCUGGAUGCACUGAUCAUGGAAUCAUCAUCUAGAAUGAGUUUGCAGAUAUGAAAUCAGUGUGUGGACGAAGUAUCGGUUGUAGAAGCUGUAGUCGUGCGGUUUCUCCAUUUCUGUGCCGGUUCCCAACAUGUGUCGUGUGAGAAACGCCUGCUGAAUGUAUAGAAAUAACGCUCGGGUCCAGAUGGUUUCCCUCUGGGAAUUCUGACUCAGGUCCAAUUUCUGACAACGUACAGCAGGUUAGUCACUAUGAGGCUGUAUCAUUAUGUCACGCGGUGUUGGAUACAUAUAUAUAUAUACUUUAUUAAAGGAAGACCAGCAUAAAGUGUGUUGAUAAGGUUGUAGUUCACCACAGUUCGUCCAAGAUAUAUUCCUUCAUUUGGUGAAAUUCAGAAGCAAUUCAAAAUCUCCCACAGGAGUUGGCAGCUUUUGUUCUUUGGCUACUACUGUGUCCAGGUUUUACUUUGUUUUAUCAUGUCCACCUCACAUUGUCGUUCAUUAAUGAAGAGGGGGACAAAACCAAAGCUCCAGACCUGAACCACUGGUGCAGGUGGUACUGGGGUUCCACCCCUGGCUUCCCCCAGUACCACCUGCACCUGCAGGUCUGGACCCCAGCGUCCUGUGGAUCCGCCUCUGGCCUGCAGUAACCACAGACAAUGGAGACAGGUACGCUUCCAUUGAAUAAAGCAAUUAUAUGAAGACAAGAAGUGCAUAGUAUGUUUGUAUUAUUAAAUAAAUAAAAUGUCACCAAUCAUUGA